AUGCAGAGAUCUCUGGAUCCCCUGGCCGACUUUUAUGAGAGAACCCAACGUUCAGGGGAGACAGCCUGUUCUUUUGCCAUUGCUUUAGAGGCCACGCUCAGAGAAGUGGAAGACACCCAAAACAGGGGCCGACCAUUCCCAGAUCGUGAUGCAAAACUGGUGCGACAGUUCAUGAGGGGGUUGAUUGAAGAGGAUGUUUUUUUGAGGAUUGCUCCCAUGAAGCCGAGAAUGCUAUGCUUUCGGGAGCUACAGAACGAGCUCAGGAAUAUAGCCAGAGAAGCCAAGAAGUUCAACCAGCCGAGGCAGAAGAAGACUUUCAGCCAGGUCCAGACUGUCACAAAUAGGCAAGAUUUUGAGGGACACCUGCAACGCCUGCAGUUGGUGUUUGACAGACUGCGUAAACAUGGCCUUAAACUGAAACCCUCAAAAUGCCACUUGAUGAAAAAGGAGGUCCAAUACUUGGGGCAUCGGGUGUGUGCAGAAGGUAUCCGCACUGACCCUGAAAAGAUAAGCAAGGUGAAGGACUGGCCACAGCCAACAAACCGUAAGGAGGUCCUUCGUUUCCUGGGGUUUGCGGGGUACUACAGGAGGUUUGUGGAGAGCUAUGCAAAGAUUGCUGCACCCCUCUACCGCCUCACUUCUGGUGACCCCAGAAAGAAAAAAAGGGGGCCCUGUCGUGCCCACAGAGGGUGGCAGAAGAGUCUGAGCCUCCUGUGCCCAGUCAAGAGUCAGAGCCCUACGCUGAUACUGGACCUCAAAGACUGCCUAAAGCAUGCUUACGCUCAAGCCAACAUAAGCUCCAGACAAGCCAAGCUGCAGCAAAAGAAGCAUUAUGACAGCAGGGUCAAGAAAAGUCUUACAUUUGCUCCAGGAGACAGAGUAUUAGUCAAAGUCUGCGCCGUUGAAGGUCGGCAGAAGUUGGGGGACCGGUGGGAGUCCAAGCCUUACCUGGUCCUAAAGAAACAGCCUGGAGUCCCGGUUUAUGUCAUUCAGUCAGAAGAUGGUGAAAAGCAAAGAGUGGUCCACGGAAACCUUCUUACCCAGUGCAUGUUUUUUCCCUUGGAGUCUGAACUAUCGGCAGAUGAGGUGGAGGAUGGAACUGAGGGUGUCAAUGAUUCAAGGAUUGGCUCUGAUGAGGAUUGCGGGGAGGAGGAUCCAUUGGAGGAUAUGGAGGAAGAAGAUAAUGCACCAGUGGAGAUUCAAAAUACCGAAAUGGGUAUUUCUGAAUGUGCUGUGGGCAGAAGAAACCCCCUAAGGAACAGGCAGCCACCCAAAAGACUGUCCUUUCAAUUGAGAGCGAUGCACGAUGAAACAGUCCAGCAAAAGAUUGCCCGAGGUCGCAAAAUAUGGCAAAGGGUCAAGGAGAAACGCAACUUUCGUAAUAGAGAAUAA
Molecule: messenger RNA, 1392 nt
Organism: Knipowitschia caucasica
Lineage: Eukaryota; Metazoa; Chordata; Actinopteri; Gobiiformes; Gobiidae
Source: the annotation of a GenBank genome assembly